CAGAGCUGGCUCUCUCGAGGGAGGGUUCCGGCUCUCAUCGUUCACGUCUAAGAGUCGGCUCUUUAUACCGGCUCGUUCGCGACCGACACAUCACUAGCGGUUACACUCGCUCCUGAAGCAAGCCAUGUGAUUGUUGAUAUUUUGAUUUUCGCGAAUAAUUGUCGUUUUAACUUUCUUACGCAGACGUUGACGUGAAAACGCGGCUUAAAAUGUCGAUGGAAGCCGUAAACAUCCACGCGCAAGUGGAGUCUGUGCUAGGUGCCCUCGUGAAAGUGGCCACGGCGGAGUUGACCAAACUGUUCGAGAACAGUUACAGAGCUUCGGCUGCUUCGGUGGAAGUGGGCCGCGCCGACGGCGGCAAGGGGAGCGAGUCCCCGGAUAGUUUGUCGUCUGCAGAGAGAACGCGCAGCAUCGGGGUGCAAGUGGACGACGACAGCAACUCUCCUCUCACGCUGGCGUAUGGCGAUUGUUGCCGAGAGUCCGGAAAGGAGCAGGAGGCGCAAGGUUGUCUCCACGUUCUUUUUGCUGGAGAUAUAGCACGAGUCAAGCAGGCAGAACCUUUGAAUGAGGCAGAGUUCAGCAUCCUUGAAACAGACGGCGGGCCACAGACGGACGCUACUUUGGAUGCUCAAAGAUGCGAGGCGAGGCGAAGCCCACCAGCUAAGAAGCAGCCUCCUGCGGCGCAACCCCACCCGAGCAAUAAAGUCUCGUUUGCGUGUCCGCUAAGCCCGAAGCCCGAGUUUCCCGCGCCUCAGCCCGACAGCUCCGAGUCGCCCGUAAAGGCGGAGCCCCAUCAAGCUCGCGCCAGCGCAGUCAAUGGCACGGCUGACAGCCUGCGCCUCGGUGAAGUGGCCCUGACUCCGGUGCCAGUUGGCCUUUGGGAACAUGUGCCCGCGCCAAAGGAGACCAAAAACCUCCUCCAGAUGAAGCUGAAACUCGCCUCGCAGGAUCGAAAGCUGAGGAGCGCGUGCGUGGUUCAACUCGUCAACGUGCUGUCCGCAGCGGAGUUGCGAGCCAAAAUUCAGAAGAGCGGCGGCGGCGGCGGUAAAAAGAAGCGGCCCGUGCCGAAAGAUUUGCGGCGCCAUCAGGGCGCGCACACGGGCCGCCGCCUGUGCUGCUUCACGGCCUGCGAACAAGGCGUAUGGCGACUGCAGAAAGCCGUCGGCCGCUCCCGCGACGGCCACGCCUGCGGCACCUGCGGCAAAACGUUCAAGCGGCGCAAGCACCUGCGGCGCCACCAGCGCUUCCACACGGGCGAAAAGCCUUACUCGUGCGCCAAGUGUUCCAAGACGUUUGCGCUCAGGAAGAGCCUCCGCCGCCACGAGAGAUUCCACACGGGCGAGAGGCCGCACAAAUGCACGCACUGCGACAAAAGCUUCCGCCUGCGAGUCAAUCUGAAAACGCACCUGAGAUUUCACACCGGGGAGAAGCCGUACCAAUGCGGCCAGUGCGGAAAGAUGUUCCGGAUCCUGGGGAAUCUGGACAGACACAAACUCAACCCGUGCGGAUUCUUCGCGCCGUCAUUCCGGACCAUCGCCGGCUUGUAGCCGAGACUCGCGCGCGACGCCUUUCGCACCGCGCUUUGCCCGAAUGUCACUCGAGGCUAAGUCAUGUUUGUUUUUUAUAAAUUUCAAGGGAAAGUUGUCACCUUUGAAAUCAUAAUCCUGCAUAUUCCUGACGUCGAUAAGGAAGAGCGACGCUCCAAGACUGCGAUGUGACGUUGAACGCAGCGGCGUUUCCUCUCCGACGUGACAAUUUUACAGAAGUGUGUGUGAAAAGGGCUUUUCAAGAACGAGAGUAACGUUCGCUACCUCAAACCCAGUGAAGGUUCCAUGAAAAUGCUGCAGGGUUUUCUUUUGGAUGUUUUUUUUUUUUUUUUUUUCAGAAAAAACACUAAUGUUCUCUUCUUUUUUAUUGAGCUUGUACUACUGUUUAGUUCUACGACUGGCUAAAGUUCUCUCAGGUUCUACAACCGGUACAAGGAGAUGACGAGGUUGUGGAUGACGUGUCCAACGUUUCGGCUGAUUCCGAAUUUGCAUUUACGGGUAAGGAGAACAAAUGCGGACCUUUUGACUUGACGGCUUGUUACUGACCAAACUAAUUGAUCUUUGUAUUGAUCCAUAAGAAACACUGUAGUGAACAAUUGUGGUGUUGUUGCAGUCCGAGAGAUGAUGCAGUGACAAUCACGAGAAACAUUUUUGGAUUUUCCUCUUUUGCAGCCCUUGGACUAGGGGAUGUGUUCUUUGCGGUAUCCGAUUUAUUUUUUUUAAAUGUUUUUGUAGUUUAAAGGCCCCUAAUUUUUAACUCUGUCUUAACACGUUAAAGCCUGUCUUUGUGAUACUUGAAAUGCUAUUCGUUUUACUUUUUGUUUCAGUUACAUCACGAUUACAGAAUGAACUAAUUGUCUGUCCAUACUGAAGAGUUUAGCGUUAAGGAACUACUGACUUUGUAUUUUUAUAUUUCAUAUCUUCUGGAAUCAGUAUGGAAGUGGCAGAAGACUUGAGAUUAUUUUAUUUUUUUU
Molecule: messenger RNA, 2521 nt
Organism: Hippocampus zosterae (dwarf seahorse)
Lineage: Eukaryota; Metazoa; Chordata; Actinopteri; Syngnathiformes; Syngnathidae
Exons: 4
Coding region: 210-1547 (445 amino acids)
Biological process (GO): regulation of transcription by RNA polymerase II
Molecular function (GO): RNA polymerase II cis-regulatory region sequence-specific DNA binding; DNA-binding transcription factor activity, RNA polymerase II-specific
Source: RefSeq, a predicted model, not a curated record